Molecule: messenger RNA, 7570 nt
Organism: Bactrocera neohumeralis
Lineage: Eukaryota; Metazoa; Arthropoda; Insecta; Diptera; Tephritidae
Gene: sog
Product: dorsal-ventral patterning protein Sog
Exons: 7
Coding region: 2373-5696 (1107 amino acids)
Biological process (GO): multicellular organism development
Molecular function (GO): protein binding
Source: RefSeq, a predicted model, not a curated record
ACCUCAGCCGGACAGCAGAACGGUCGGUUGGCAGGCUGGUUGGCUGGCUAGCUGGCUGUCCGCCUAGCUUGCUGACAAUUGUGUCUCACCGCAACUUCAGUUUGUCCAAGAUCGUGCUUACCAACGUUAGUGGUGCCGUGAGUGCGCUAAUUUCCCGCUGUGUCUUUUUGCUUAUUAAUUCUAAGUGCGAAAUAGCUUAUCCACCGUGUUUUUGGGCGCGAAUCAACGACCUUACAAAUUACGCGUCUCCGAACCUUCGAACAUCUGACCUUUGCUAACUGUUGCCAAGUGUUUGCGUUCGCUUUUAAUUCCCCGUCUACGAGGGUGUGCGCAUUGCGAUUUUAAUCAUACGCGUAGUCAAAGUGCAACGCGGCGCAGCGAGUGAUAUCAAAGAGCAAAGGUUUUAAAGGCAUUUGUGAGACAAUAAUUGCAAAACACAGUGAAAGAGCCAUAACAGUGCAAGUGGAAAGAAACGCGAAAGCGCAAUUGGCAAGAAGCGAAUAUCCGAAACGAAACGAAAUAUACGAAGUGAAGAAUAAUCACCGGCGCAGGCGGUUGCGACGGCGUCGGUGACGUCGACGGUUUAGUUGUUGUCUGCGGCACAGUGUAUGUGGAAAAUGCGCGCGCGCGAUUUAUACAAAACAAACAGAAACAGCGACAACAAUCACGAAUUCGAAAACGAAAACAACAACUACAACUAUAACAACAAUUGCAGUCACAGUGUCAAUUGCAUUGCUAAUACGAGCAGAAUUCGAGUGCGUCCGCAAGCGAAUAAACGCAGAAAGUGCAAAACGCUAGAUCAACAACAAAGCGCUCUACGCGAACCGCAUCAACACAAAGUGGUACUACCGCGACUUCUACCCGCGUAGUGAUGCAUCAAUUGAGCUAUCAAAAUUGAUGCAACGUAGUUUUCAUGCGUUGUGAGAGCCAAUUAUUAAUAUUAAUAAGUCUGAUUGAAUUCUUCUUCUUCUUAAUUGGCGUAGACACCGCUUACGCGAUUAUAGCCGAGUUAAAUUGUCUGAUUGAAUUAGAGUUCGAAAAUUUAUAAAAGAAAAUUACAAUAAUAUUAUGAAUUGAUACAACACUGUUACUUAAGAGAUUUCAAUUUCGGCAGCAACGAUUAAGGUUCCUGAAGUGAAUAUAUCCGAUCGAGGAAAACCUCAAGCAGUGACGACAAUAUACAUUGUGUUUAAUCAAAGAGAAAAUUUAAAAAUAAAGUGUGUAAAUCAAAAAACUGUGUUAGCGAACGAGCGAGCCAAACAGAAGGAGCAAAAUACGAAUUUUUACAUUACAAACCGCCGAAAUAGCGACGGCUAGACGGCCAUAAUAGAGGCGGCACAAUACGCGCAAGAUAAACGCUUUAUUAAAAAUAUUAAAAUUCAAAAAUAGAAUUUUCACGCAAACUGCACUAUUCAACCGCAUCGAACACGGCGAGCACCAGAUUUGUUUGUACGUUCAUAAACGAGCGACGGCGCCUAAAUACACGGUAAUCCAAAUUGUAGAAAUUCAUUGAUAAACGAACGACGGAAGAAGCUCAUAAGCGCCAAGCUAAGGACCGACUGCAUAGCCUGAAGAGUACCAUCUAAAUAAGGUCGAAAGUGUAGAACAAAAAAAAUUAAAAUAAAAGCGAAGAAGAUAACGUAGAAAAUUAAUAAUUUUUGUAUUCGGCAAAGGUGUUAUCUAAUCUAAGCGUUUGCUCGCUUCGCACUACUUACCCACCUACUUACCAAACGGCGCAACAAACAACAUCAACAACAAACAAUCGCAACCUGCUUGCUAUCCGCGCUCGAUACGCAACGAAGUGUAUUACAGAGUCACAGAGUCGCCCAGCCACUCACUACACACAGUUCACUCGCCGCCGGCGGUCAGUCUGUCAGUCGGUGUCAGAACGCGAGCGCGUUUGUUUGUCAACAGAACAAGUCAGUUGGUUUAGUUUCGCUGUCUGUUGCUUAAAUUUGACACAACCAAGUAUAACGCAAACGCCAAGAAGCGUGUAGGCUUGCUCAUUCUGAGUGCGUCUAAUAGCGUGUAAUCAACGACAAAAUAGUGGAGAAGUAAAUUACCGCAACAAUACUGUCCGUUUCAUAGUCCUAAAAUAAGCGAAACAAGUGAAAAUAUCGUUCUAAUAUAAAAAUAAAUUUUGCGUAUAUUUAAGGGCAAUCGAUUUUCAAAAUAAAAAUAAUUUUGUGAAGUGCUAAAGUGUUUCGAGCAGAAGUGUUAGUGAAAAGAGAAGAAGUAGAAUAAGUGCAAUCUCCACAACUGCGAAGUAAUAUCGGCUGCUGAAAAUUGAGUGUGAAAUAAUAAAUUCUUCUGCAAAACCAAGGGGACAAACAAUAAAAUCGAAGUAGAGUAUAAGAAGCUCAGCGAACCACAUGAAAAUGGCCAUCAACAACAGUACAAAAGCGUCGCGAACGACAGCAAUCAGCAACACAAGUGCAUCCAGUUCAUGCCGAUCCACGACGUGUGUCAAAAGUUGCGAAACAUUGGUCAAAGCAACAGAUAUGCAUAAAUCAGGAAGCACAGCAAGCACAACGACAACAUCGGCAUUAACAUCAUCUCCAGCAUUAUCCACAAUAUCGGCAGCAACAGCGGACGUUACUGGAAAAUUAGCGCGACCAACGCCACCGUCAACAUCGACAACUGCAACAACAAGAGCAGGGGUCUCUACAACAUCACUCAAGCUUCUUUACAAAUUCAUUAUAUUUGCCAUCUUGAUUUGCACAGCGCCGUCGCUGGUUAGCGGCCGACGGCAUGCGCCACUCUUGCUGGAAGAAUCGGAGGGUACGCGCCGAAAUAAUAGACCAGUUGUUUCGGAAUGUCAGUUUGGCAAGACAGUGCGGGAGAUCGGCUCCACCUGGUUCGCAGAUCUUGGUCCACCAUUCGGUGUCAUGUACUGCAUCAGAUGUGAAUGUGUAGCGGUGCCGAAGAAGCGUCGCAUUGUUGUGCGCGUGCAAUGCAAGAACAUUAAACACGAAUGUCCACCAACAUUGUGCAGUGACCCAGUCCAACUGCCUGGCAAAUGCUGUAAAACGUGUCCUGGCGAUAAAAAUGAUACGGACGUGUCUUUGGAUGUACCUGCCCCGGUAAACAUUGAAGAGGAGGAGCGCAACAUGAAGCAUUUCGCUGCUCUACUCACCGGCAGAACAUCACAUUUCCUGAAAGGAGAAGAAAUGAAGGCCAUGUAUGCGACAAGCACCUACAAUCCACAAAAUAUUGUUGCCACUGGUCGCUUCUUGUUCCACAAGAAGAACCUGUAUUACUCCUUCUACACCUCGUCGAAAAAUAAUCGCCCACGAACCAUACAAUUCGUUAACGACGCCGGCACCAUUCUCGAAGAGCAUCAACUGCAGGCGCCCCUUUCUGAUAUGCAGAGCGUGUAUCAAAAUGCCACUGGUAAGAUUUGCGGAGUAUGGCGUCGUGUUCCACGUGAUUACAAGCGACUCCUGCGUGAUGAACGGCUACACGUUGUUUUGCUAUGGGGCAGAAAAGAUCAGAUUGAUCUCGCUCUAGGUGGCAAGAUCGGGUUGUACACCGCCUUACAGAAGGAAAUGUUCAGCUCAUUACUGGAACCCGCACCAGGUACGAAAGCAACACUAAUGAAUGGGGCUGGUGGCACAGCUAUUGUCUCCACGACCAGCGGCGCGGCCGCCUCCGUACAUUUAACGCUUGUCUUUAAUGGUGUCUUUAGCUCCGAUGAAUAUUUGGAUUCACCUAUUAAUGUACGCGUCGAAUCACCGGAUCGAAAAGAAAUCGUUUUGGACGAACUUCAAAAAGUACGUAAACCCUCGGCUGAGAUCAAUGUCUUGGAAAUAUCUUCGCCCAUAUCCAUACCGAUGUUGCGUUUAAUGUCGCGUGGUAAAUUAUUGCUCACAAUAGAAUCGAAGAAAAAUCCGCAUUUACGCAUACAGGGUUCCAUUAUCACACGUACUACCUGCGAGCUCUUCCAGACUUUACUCACCCCACACAAUGCAGAAUCGAAAACAAAGAGCAGCGGCUUAGCCUGGGUAUUUCUAAACACUGAUGGCUCUCUUUCAUAUAACAUCGAAACAGAUAACAUUAGCACAAAGGAUAGGCCCGAAAUCAAUUUGAUGGAAGAUCUCGGCAAACGGAAAACCAUGCUGGAAAACCUUACACCAACAUUCAAUUUCAACCAAGCUAUUGGUACGAUCGACAAAUUAGGCCCAAAAGCGCUAGAAUCAUUGUAUGAGGGUGACUUAGGAGUCAACAUAGCUAUUGAGAAUGAACCAAGCCUCAUACGCGGCCAUUUUGUACCCCGCCCCAUUGCAGACGCCCGAGAUUCCGCUGAACCUAUUCUAUUGAAACGGGUAGAGAAUGCCUCGACUGCACCAACGCAUGCCAUGGGCAUGGCUUGGUUGGCCAUCGAUAAUGAAUGUAACUUACACUAUGAGAUAACUGUAAAUGGUUUUCAAUCGAAUUCACAGGAUUUGCAAAUAUACCUCGAAGAAAAGCCAAUCGAAGCUAUAGGUGCACCGGUAACACGAAAAUUACUAGAGGAAUUCUCCGGCUCCUACAUGGAGGGUUACGUGCUCGGCAUGCCUUCCAACGAACUCGUCAAAUUGGAAAACAGUGUAUGCUACUUAGAGAUACACACAAAGGAAAGUAGUAAGCCACUUUUACGAGGCAAAUUGAAAUCUACAAAAGUGCCAUCCCAUUGUUUUCCCAUUCAUACGGAUAACAAUGUGCCGAAUGUACCUGGUGACCAUAGUGACAGCAAUCUUAUUGCGGCAGAUGCAAAAUGCUUUCAUUCAGGUCGGUUUUAUGACGAGUCCGAACAAUGGCGUAAUGCAAAUGAUGUUUGCCAGAUGUGCGCCUGCCAACAUGGCCAACCCACAUGUGAGCCGAUCAAAUGUCCCGCAAUACAAUGUAAACCCAACGAAGAGCUUGUUCGACGUGACGGCGAAUGUUGUUCCAUGUGUCUUCCGCAGAGUGUUGCUACUGAGACGGAAAGCGUUGCCGAGCAAAAUGUAAGGGGCUGCCGUUUAGGUGACCAAUUCCACUUGGCCGGUGCCAUUUGGCAUCCAUUCUUACCACCAAACGGCUUCGACACUUGCACCACCUGUACCUGUGAUGCAUUGACUUUGGAAGUGCGUUGUCCACGCAUGGUCUGUCCACCAUUACCCUGCUCUGAGAAGGUCGCCUACCGGCCGGACAAAAAAGCCUGUUGUAAAGUAUGCCCUGAAAGCAAAUCUUCACGAGGUGACAAAGCCGGUCCUUCCAAUCCGAACGUGCUACAAGAUCAGGCGUCACAUAAGACAAUAUCAACUGAAGAGAUCCUCGGCCAAGGUGGCUGCAAAGUGUUAAAUAAGGUUUACGAAAAUGGACAGGAGUGGCACCCGAUUCUAGCAUCACAUGGCGAACAAAAAUGUAUAAAAUGCCGAUGCAAGGAUUCAAAGGUGAAUUGUGAUCGCAAACGUUGCUCACGCUCUACCUGCCAGCAGACGCGUAUCUCAGCCAAGCGGAAAUUCUAUGAGAAACCCGGUGCCGGCAGUGCGAAUGCAAACGAGCCGGCCAUUGACGAGUGCUGCUCGACGCAGUGUCGACGCUCGCGCCGCCACCACCGACGCGCGCAUCAGGAUCGACCCGGCACCGUCGACGAACGACAGCAACAACAGUCAAAGCGGUUGCAGCAGCUGACAAAUUUAAACCGAAGCGGCAGCAACGGUCAUAGCAGCUGAGCGCUGCGUUCAAAUCGAAACCAUUUACAAAUACAUAUAUUUAUAUAAUCGCGCGAAUAGCAUUGUAAAAAGGAAAACAAAAUCGCUGUUUUCUUCUGAAGAAAAUACAAGUUUUUUGUGACUUUUUUAAACCAGAACUGAAACUGAAUAAGACGAAGCGAUAAACAUAUUGGAAAGCAGCACUGAAGCAGAGGUUAUCCGAGGGAGAACGAAGAUUUACCCUCUAGGCGCUUAGCAAAAACAACAAGAUUAUUUAUAAUAAAAGAAAAAAGAAAGAGUGAAAUAAUUUAUGUAUUAUAACGAUUAAAGCAAAGUUUAACCAUCAUAAUCCAGCAGUAAAUAUGGAAAUGUUAACGCAAAUGGAAGUAGAAUCAGACGUAGAAAACUAAAGUGUAGUGCGCCAGUUGUAGGAGAAGAAGUAAGACAGUUCGACGAUGCAGUAGCGGCUGCCAUUACAAAGUACACAAUACAAAAUACCUUAGGAAUACCAGUGCAGUUGCUUUAGGAUUCUAGUAAAUGUAGGAUUUCAGCACAAAAAAAUUUCAUUCAGAAUGUAUAGCUUUUCAAAGCGCUCUUCCAAAGACCAUAAAAAAAUCUGAAAAAAAGCUCUGAAUUGCAAGCGAAAUUCUCUUGAAGUAGUUUAAGAAUGUCGGAUGGAAUACCGAUUGAAGAUUUUAAGCACAAUGUAGGCUGUAGACUGAGAGUCAGAGAUCGGCGGCGGCAUAGAGAGAGAAAGACACAGUGCAAGAAUGAGAAACACAUCCCAAACGUUUCGACUGAUUGACUGAAUGGCAUAGAAUAAGUAAAAGAACUUUUAAAAAUAUUACAAAAAAAAGUUAUACAUACAUACUCGUACAUAUUUGUUUUUUAUAUUCAUUAAAUACUAAUAGUAAUUACACUGAUGCAAAGGCACAUUUUAUGAAACAAAUAUUUGUAUGCAUAUGUGUAAGUAUUACCGUUUAUAGAAUGUCUACCAGGCACUGAUAGCGCUUUGAAAUGUUUGACACUAAAAUAAACAUUUUAGCAUCACACUUUAGUAUUUUUCAAUGCGCGGGCGCUUGAAAUUUCGCCAGCUUGGAAACAAUGCAGGAGCAGCUUGGUGGAUGCAUUUAAUAACUGUAAUAGGUUUUGCUUAAAAUUAUACACAUAUGCAUACCUUUGUUUGGAUGGAUGAUUGUGAGUCCAACACAUUUGAUAUAGAAGCUUAAUCGCACCAAUGCAGGCACACCGCACACAAAAGGCAUACAACAUUACUUAAUAUACAUAUAUGCGCACACAAACAUACACACCCCCCCCUCAAACAUAAAACACAUACAUAUGUAUACUCAUUCAUUAAUAUUAUUAUAUUUACUCGUACAACAACUGACCAUUUGCGCAUUUUCACCACAUAACUGUAUUAAUAUUUUAUUAUUAUUAUUAUUACCAUAAUUGUACAUUAUUAUUUCUUAUUAACUAUAUUUCUAAUUUAAACGAAUUCGAGUUUAGUUCUAUUAUUUUUGUGUAUUUUUUUAAGAAAAACAAUUAAAUUUAGUUAUAGUUUUAGUUGUUUUUGCCUUAGCUAAUAGUGAUUUUAUUUUUAGUUCUGUUUAACUCUUUUGUAUCAUAAACACGAUUGCAAGCAUACUUAAAAAUAUAUAAAAAAUAUAAAUUAUAAAAACUAAAACUAAAAAAUGUGAAAACAGGAUAACUGUUUAUGCUGAUUGAAUAUUUUCCUUGCUUUCCGUUCGGUAAAGUUAGAAGAAAAUGUUCAUUCAACUCUUGAGAACGUUGUGUCGGAUAAACGCUUUCAUUUCAAAAGCGCUGUAUUCAUUCUUAGCAAUUAUAAUAAUAAGAAAACCAAUAAUGCACAAAUAAAUUUAGCUUUUAAAAUUGUA